This is a messenger RNA of Vanessa tameamea, 1447 nucleotides long. Its product is annotated as thioredoxin domain-containing protein 5 homolog. The coding region runs from base 176 to 1378 and encodes 400 amino acids. NCBI's taxonomy places the organism in Eukaryota, Metazoa, Arthropoda, Insecta, Lepidoptera, Nymphalidae. Gene Ontology annotation, biological process: protein folding. Gene Ontology annotation, molecular function: protein disulfide isomerase activity. Gene Ontology annotation, cellular component: endoplasmic reticulum. The record is from RefSeq and is a predicted model, not a curated record. The transcript is spliced from 8 exons.
AAAAUCAGAUGUUUACAGCAAUUAAAUAUCGCGAUCUACUUGGUACUUGACAUUAUAGUGAUUAAAGUUAAAAGCGCAGCGGUUGUAAAAUAUGAUGAUUGUUUCAUAUUAAACACUGAUUCUAAUACAUUAAAAUCCACACUAUCAAAGGAUACGAUAACAAAUCUAUUUAAUAAUGUAUCGAAGGCUAUUAUUGUUUUUUCCUUGCUUAUUUUUAUUGCAUUAUGUGGCACCAGAAGAGAACCCUGUGUAUGAAUAUGGACCAGAUAAUUUUAAGCAACAAAUAGAAGAAAUGGACGGAAACUUUAUAAUGUUCUAUGCCCCAUGGUGUCGUCAUUGCACAGAUUUUCACCCUAUUUGGUCAGAACUAGGAGAGCUUGUAAAUGCAAAUUCAAAGUUUGCAAUUGCUCAAGUAGACUGUACAAUACAUUCAAAAUUAUGUCAUGAAAAUGAUAUUACAGGAUAUCCUACACUAUUAUACUUCCACAAGAACUCAUUUUCACCUGUAGAAUACAAAGGUACCAGAGAUCUGCCUUCCUUGACUCUAUUCCUGAGUGAAGUUUUUGCUAUGAAGUCAGAGGGUGUAGAAUCCGAAAAACCUUCAUCGGAAGUCAAAAUUUAUAGCGGCAUGGCAUACUUAAAUGACCACAAUAUCGAAAAAUUCAUAUCUAAAGGGCAGCAUUUUGUUAUGUUUUAUGCUCCAUGGUGCAAAGCCUCUCAGCGUCUAGCACCGAAAUGGGCUGAGUUAGCCGUCCAUUUUGCACAUAAUGAAUAUAUACAAAUAGGACGAGUGAAUUGCAUGGACAAUGAAAUGACUUGUAAGAACUUUGACAUCAAACAAUAUCCUUUCUUACUCUGGAUAGCCAAUGGAAGAAUAAUGGGCAGAGCAGAGGAAGAUACAUUUGAGGAACUCAAGGCCUAUGUAGAAAGGAUGUUGCUGGCUGAAAAUCAUGAUCCAGAUAAGUUUAUGAAGAAGAAGAAAGCCCUCCCUGUCGCCAGAAUAUCUGAAGAAACAUUUGAAACCUUUUUGGAGAAGGAUUUAGUUUUCAUUAAUUACUUUGCACCUUGGUGCGCCCAUUGUAUGCAGUUGAAUCCUCUUUGGAUAAAAUUAGGUGAAAAAUUUCAAAACGAAAGUCGUGUUUUAAUCGCUGAUAUUGACUGCGUAAGGUCAAAAGCAAUAUGUGAAAUGGAAAAGAUAAAUGGACUACCAACAUUGAUUCUAUAUAAAAAUAAAAAAGUGGUGAGUGUGGAUCAUGGAGGGCGGCCAUUAGAAAGCCUUAUAACAUUGGUGAAUGAACAUCUUGAAGAUUCAACUACUACCCCGACUACAGAAGAAAACGUGACGCGAGAAGAGUUACCAUCCAAAGAUGAACUGUAAAUUAUGUUUAGGUAGAACAAUAAAAAAAAAAUAUUUAAAAAAAGCAUGUAUAUAAAAUUGUCAACAAAC